Messenger RNA from Ziziphus jujuba (common jujube), 1114 nucleotides. RefSeq names its product pentatricopeptide repeat-containing protein At4g35850, mitochondrial. Lineage: Eukaryota; Viridiplantae; Streptophyta; Magnoliopsida; Rosales; Rhamnaceae. Gene Ontology annotation, cellular component: mitochondrion. Gene Ontology annotation, molecular function: protein binding. The record is from RefSeq and is a predicted model, not a curated record.
AUGAGGCUCAUUCGAUCAAUCACUGAGGAAUACGCAAGGAGGAACUACGCAAGCAAUGUCUCUAAGUAUGACACUGUUAUCGGUUCUCUCACCGCACAGAGAAGGCAUUUUUUGCAGAGAGAUGUGUAUGAUGAUAUGAUGCUGGAUGGAGUACAGCCAACUAGGGAUAGAUUCCAUUCUCUCAUCAUUGGAACCAUGAAAGGCUCUUGCUUGCAGGAUGCUUUCUAAUUUUUUGACCAAAUGAAAUCCAUGGAUUUGGUCCUUGAUGUUACUUUAUACAACAUUUUAGUUUCAUUGUGUGGGAAAUGCAAGUACUCUGACCAGGCAAUUCGGAUUUUGGAUGAGAUGAAAAAUAUGAAGCCGAUGGUGCAAACCUAUGUGUGUCUACUCAAUGCAUGUGCUGCUGCUGGCUGUAUAGAUCAAGCAUAUGCGAUCAUUUGUGAUAUGACUGCAGCUGGUCUUGGGUUAAACAAGUUCUGCUAUGCAGGGCUUAUUGCUGCACUUAAGAACAAAUUGCCUGUUCCAGAAGAUUUUGCCACUAAAAUCAUUAAGUUCGUUGAGCGGUCAAAAGAGUGGACAUCAGUUGAAGUAUCCAGUGCCUCAUCUGAAAAUCUGAUGAUGGGUGUCGCUGAGGAGGAAUUAUAUAAUCUUCCCACUGCUGAAUAUGCUCAUAGGCGUGGUGGAUUUUUGAAUAGGCAACUAACUGUAUAUCAUGUUGCAUUUCAUGCUUGUGCAGACCUGGGAAAUGUAGAGGUACUUCUUUUUGAUGGAAACUCAAAGGAUGAGAAAUAUCCAAAUAUCUUCAUUGUAAUGCAAAUUAUGAGGUGCUAUCUACGUGCAAGGGACAUUGAUAAUGCUCUUAAAACUUUUGAAGACCACAUGAAUGCGAAAAAGCCUGCAGCGCCAGAACUAUAUGUAACACUUAUAGAGGGAGCCAUGAUUGGGCAUACCCCCAAGGGAAUGCAGCUUGUACAAGAUACACUGGUGAAAAUGACUGAGAGGGACUUUUUCUUGAGCCCAAAAAUGGGGAGUGACCUUCUCCUUAUAGCCUCUGGCGAAAAGAUGCUGUCAGAGCUUCAUUUGAUCCCUUUUUAUUAGCUUAGGGAUGAGAAAG